Molecule: messenger RNA, 1912 nt
Organism: Austrofundulus limnaeus
Lineage: Eukaryota; Metazoa; Chordata; Actinopteri; Cyprinodontiformes; Rivulidae
Gene: rdh12
Product: retinol dehydrogenase 12
Source: RefSeq, a predicted model, not a curated record
AGAACUACAAUCCCAUAAUCCUGUGCGGUGUGCCGUUCACCCCGCCCCUCCCUCCUGUCAGCUGUAGUCCUCCUGCUGAUCAGCAGCAUCAGACCGAACCGGGCCAGGACCAGGACCAGGACCACCGGACCAUGUUUCUGUUACUGCUCAUCGCGGGGCUCGGCCUCGUGACGCUGCUGCUGCUUUUAUUCGCGCCACACAUCCGAACCUAUGCUGCAGGAGGAGUGUGUAAGUCCACAGCUCGUCUGGAUGGGAAGACCGUCCUCAUCACCGGAGCAAACACUGGCAUUGGGAAGGAGACUGCCUUGGAUUUGGCAAAGAGAGGUCACUUCCUGUUGACGUACCUCCUGAUUGGGCUGCUGAAGCGCAGCGCUCCAGCUCGCAUCGUCGUGGUCUCCUCUCUGGCGCACAACUUCGGCUGGAUUCGUUUCCAUGACCURCACAGCCAGGGCAGCUACAACAGCGGACUGGCGUACUGCCAGAGUAAACUAGCUAACGUGCUGUUUACCAGGGAGCUAGCRCGCAGGCUCAAAGGAACCAACGUGACGGUGAACUCUGUCCACCCGGGGACGGUGAACUCAGACCUGACCAGACACUCCACCAUCAUGACCAUAUUGUUCAUGGUCUUCUCCAUGUUCCUGAAAACUCCAAGAGAAGGAGCCCAGACCAGUGUUUACUGUGCUGUGGCCGAGGAGCUGCACUCUGUCUCUGGGCAGCACUUCAGUGACUGCUCUCCGGCCUUCGUUGCCCCUCAGGGCAGAAGUGAGGCGACGGCGAGGAGGCUGUGGGACGUCAGCUGCCAGCUUCUGGGCAUCGACUGGAACUGACUCGACCUCUGUCCUGGUGGAGCRUCUGGACUUUCUGCACCAGUGGGAACAUCUUAGCUGUGUUUCAGGAAGCAGUGAAAAUCCUGAGUAAGUCCUGGGGGAACUCUGUGCACAUCCUGGGUCUUUGGUUUCAGAAACAUAGAAUUAUCCUGAGUUAACUUACCCAGCCCUGCUCUGUAGCAGGAUUACUUGAACAAAGCCUGAGUUUGGUUGUUACUGUUCUUUAAUAAAUGUGGGGUUCUCCAUCUUUAAUAUUUCUAGUUCCAGUGGCACGGUCUUAUUGUUAUCUGACUUCCACUGAUGAGGGCUUCUUUUUUACUCCUGCUCCAACUGAACUCAGGGUAACUUAAGUCAGGAUUGAMUUAUUCAGCUGUUCUGAACCCAAACCUCCUGAGGAUGACAGAGGUUAACUCUGGGUACAUACCCAGGGUUUGUUCAGCUGCUCUCUGAAACAGGACGUCUGUGCUGAGCUGUCAGGUUUAUUAUGUAAAUAAUAAAACUAUGUGACGUUCUUGGUUUGUGUGAAAUGAUUAAAUAAUUCUGAGGAUAAACUGGUGCUCCUCACAGCAGAAGCAUCAUAUCAAUAAAGAKUUUAAUGAUUAUUUUUGUGACACAAUGUGAAUAAAUCCAGAGCAAAAACUGAACUAAUGCAGGGUAAAAACAGCCUGUUUACUGACYGGAUUGGUUGGUUUUUCUCUCCAAUUAACUUUUUUUAAAAGACGUUUUGUCAGCAUUUCCUGAAAGGAAAAGAUGAAGUCAGGUYUUGGAGAACAUGUCACAGUUAGAACAUGAAGAUGAUGUUUGUCUUCUGUUUGGAACUGGAAGCAGACUCAUCACUUCAGAGGGUUUUUAACCUGUUUGUCGGUUCAAUCCUCAGUUUCUGAAGGAAACAUUUAACUCCUGUUUCCUCUCAGGACCUCCAGCUGCAGGUCAGGUCUGUGUUAAACUCACCUUUACUGAACAUCUGUGUUAAACUCACCUUUACUGAACAAAUCUAUAAUGUGAAGAGUUGAAUGUUUACAUUUCAUAAACAGAAACAUCUUUACAAGUGUGCUCGUUUCAAUGUUUGGAUUCUGUUUAAAAUA